Molecule: messenger RNA, 1017 nt
Organism: Diatraea saccharalis (sugarcane borer)
Lineage: Eukaryota; Metazoa; Arthropoda; Insecta; Lepidoptera; Crambidae
Source: the annotation of a GenBank genome assembly
AUGUGGUCGCAGCGCGAGCAGUUGGUGGAGGCGACGCGCGCCUGGAUGGAGCUGUCGCCCGCCGCCACCACGCCCGACCCCGCCACCGUCGAGGUGGGACAACCCACUAGGCUACUCAUACAGUGCACCUUACCAGUUGGGGUCGGCCUUCGUGUAACUAAUUGCGUUGCACACGACGGCCUCGGCGAAGCAUCACAAAAGCUUCUAGACGAAGCCGGCUGCCCCAUAGACGACACCAUAUUCAGCAAGCCAAAUAUUCACAAACACAAGCACAAAAGCACCGAGAUUGACUUCUCAGAUUUGGAACCAGCUGAUACUCUGCGAAACAUCGAAGAGAGCAGUAAUAUCAAACUAUUGAAGACAGAUCCUGAUUAUAUGUUAAAGAAUAUAAUGACGUAUCAACAUGCUAUUACAACAUUUGCUGCAUUCAAGUUUCCCGAUAGAUCGAAGCUGCAUUUAACUUGUGGUAUAGAACUUUGUAAAGGCCACUGUCCACCGAUAGACUGUAAAAUGCUGCAGAAGCCGCAGCAAACAAAAGAUGGUUUAGUAAGAAAAGCCCGAUUAGACAAAGACGCGAAAGGUGUAGUUAUAGACAGACUAGAGGUUUAUAACAGCAUAGAAGUACUAGCACCAAACAUAGAGUUGGAAGACGAAGCUUCUAUUAGAGGUUCACGACGACUGGAGGCCGAAGAUCAGUUCGUCAGAGGUUUCUCUCCAGGAGAAAAGACUAUCUGUUUAUCUCCAGGAAAAAUGGCUUUAGCCUUCUGCAUCUUAGGUGUCAUAUUCCUGUGCGCUAUCGCCGUAGCGUUUAUUUCUUUAAUAAGAGCAAGACGACGGUUAGGUAGAGAACCACUUCAUACAUCAUUAUCGUUCUAUACUGGAAGCAAAAGUAUGUUCUCAUCUAGUGAAAGUUCUACUUCAGGCCUUAGCGGUAGCAAACUUCUGCUUACUGACAGUCCUUAUUUAGAUCACCAUUCGUCUUCCAGCAACAAUUGGCCCUACUCUCGAGCCUUUUAG